CGUUGGCCAUCCUAAGUAAUAAUACAAGUCUAAUACAGACUAAUAAGAGUCUCGUCUUUUUCCAUCAAACAAGCUCAUUUUUUUUCAAGAAAAGGCAGAAAUUGCUGUGCCUUCACUCUCUCUGAUUUUUGAUGUGGAAUUUUCAAUGCCCCAUUAUUUUUCAUUUGGUUACAAAAGUCUUUGGCAGGUGUACCGUGUACUCCUUUGAAACCUUUCACGUUUUAAGUCUCAUAAGAUUGACACGAAAGCUAUCUCUCAGUCACAAAGCAGCCUCUGACAUUCUUGGUACAUGAUAUGACAUCUAUCAGGAACGUCCUAUAAUCUUUUGCCACAUAUAUUAAUCCCCAACAAAGGGAUUCCGUAUUCAUUUUGCUCUAUAAAUUAUAUAUUCUUCUUUCUCAUGACUGCACAUGUUAGUCUAAACUAAAUGCUUUCCGCAAUGGCUUCUUUUCUCCCUUGUAUCCUCAUCAUCAUCUCCCAGCUUGCUAAUCUUUCUGUUGCCCAAAACAGUGGCAGAGUAAAUCUCGGCCAGUCUCUCACGGCAGGCGGAAAAAUAUCCUCAUGGCUUUCACCUUCUGGUGAUUUUGCAUUCGGAUUUCAACAAUUCCUUGACAAGCAAGACCUUUUCUUACUUGGCAUUUGGUUCGAAAAAUUGCCAGAUAAAACGGUGGUCUGGUACGCAGACAAAAACAACCCUGUUUCAAAAGGAUCAAAACUAACCUUAACCGCUGAUGGUGGGCUGCUACUCAAUGAUCCUCAGGGAGGACAGCUAUGGAACACCGACCCCAUUGUCGGUCAGGUUGAUUUUGCUUUUAUGAACGACACAGGAAACUUUGUGCUCCAAAACAAAAACUCCGAGAACAUCUGGGAGAGCUUCAAGCAUCCCUCUGAUACUUUGUUGCCUACUCAAACCAUGGAAAUAGGAGAUGUGAUUUCUUCAAGGCAAUCAGGUACUAACUUUUCACGAGGAAGAUUUCAACUUCGUUUUUUACCCAAUGGGAAUCUUGUGCUUAAUAGUAUAAAUCUCCCUUCUGAAUAUACCAAUGAGCACUACUAUGAGAGUGGGACUAGCAAUAUAUCGAAUCCCGGUAAGCGACUAGUCUUCAAUGACUCAGGCAACAUAUUCAUCCAGAGACAAAAUGACCAAAUAUUCACACUGACAGAGGGAAAAUUGGUAUCUACCAAAGAUUACUAUUACCGAGCGACCCUAAAUUCUGACGGGGUUUUUACUGAGUAUUACCACUCAAAGAAUACUUCUAGUGGUGGAAAUAAAAGCUGGACUGCUCUUUGGUCUGUACCAGAAGAUAUCUGCAUUGCUAGUUUCGUAUAUAAAAGUAGUGGGGCUUGUGGGUUUAAUAGAAUUUGUAGGCUAAAUGCUGAUAAAAGACCAGUUUGUGAAUGCCCGAGAGGGUUUACUUUGCUUGAUGCAAACGACGAGUACAGAGGAUGUAAACCGGAUUUUAUACAAGAUUGCCAAUUAGAUACAGAGAGUUCACCAGAAGAGUUAUAUGUAUUCCAAGAGAUAACCGGCGUGGAUUGGCCGACCUCUGAUUAUGAAGCAUUGCAGGCUUACGAUGAAGACAAAUGCAAAGACUCUUGCUUGCAUGAUUGCAUGUGCGCGGUCGUCAUUAUGAGGAACAACACGUGUUGGAAGAAGAAGCUACCUCUCUCAAAUGGGAAAGUCGACAACAACGUUGGAGCCAAGGCUUUCAUCAAGAUUAGGAAACCCAAUGUUGUCCCUGAUCAACACUCUGCUUCUUCAUCUUCACAGACGAAAAACCAGAACGCUUUGAUUAUUGGAGGUUCUGUGCUUUUAGGCUUCUCUGUUUUCAUCAACUUUCUGCUCUUAGGAGCAAUGGGUAUGGGAUUUCUCUUCAUUUACCGUGAGAAAUCCAUUAGCACUCGACAAGACAAGGACGUUUCCCGAUUCAAUUUGCGGUGCUUUUCUUAUAAAGAUCUUGUUGAUGCAACUGAAGUAUUCAAGGAAGAACUUGGAAGGGGUUCUUUUGGGAUUGUCUACAAAGGGGUGUUGAAGGAUACUUAUGAACCUGUUGCAGUGAAGAAACUUGAUAGAAAUUUUCGUGACAGCGAGAAGGAAUUCAAAGCUGAAGUAAACGUGAUCGGCCAUAUCCAUCACAAGAAUCUAGUCAGACUUGUUGGAUAUUGUGAUGAGGGACUGCAGAGAUUAUUGGUGUAUGAGUUCAUGAGCAAUGGCACACUAGCAGGCUUUCUUUUUGAUGAUAUGAAACCGAGUUGGAGCCAAAGAACCCAAAUUGCUUUUGGGGUUGCAAGAGGACUAUUAUAUUUGCACGAAGAGUGUAGCACUCAGAUCAUCCAUUGUGAUAUAAAGCCUCAGAACAUACUUCUUGAUGAAUUCUACAAUGCUCGGAUUUCAGACUUUGGAUUGGCCAAGCUUUUGAUGAUGGAACAAAGCCAAACUAACACUGCCAUUAGAGGAACAAAAGGUUAUGUGGCACCUGAAUGGUUUAGGAACAUGCCAAUUACAGUGAAGGUGGAUGUGUAUAGCUUUGGUGAGUUGUUGCUGGAGAUAAUAUGUUGUAGGAGAAGUGUGGAUCUUGAAAUGGGUGGAGAAGAAAAGGCAAUCUUGGCUUAUUGGGCUUAUGAUUGCUACAGGGAAGGCACAUUAGAUGCUUUGGUUGGGAAUGACAAGGAGGCUAUGAAUGACAUGAAGAAUUUGGAAAGGUUUCUGAUGGUUGCAUUUUGGUGCAUUCAAGAAGAUCCUUCUCUGAGGCCUACUAUGAAGAAAGUCAUGCUGAUGCUUGAAGGAAUAGUACAAGUCUCGGUUCCCCCAAGUCCUUUCUUAUUUGGUUCCAUAUGCUGAAAUCAUUGUUCAAUUGUUUAAAACCGCUAUUGCAUUAAUUAGCAGCGGCUUCUUCACUUCCUUUUUUGUUUUUUUUUUUUUUUUUAAACAGAAUUUUUCACUCUUAUUUUGUUUCAUUGUGGGGUUGUCUAAAAAAUAACACAAUUGGAGUUAUUUUUCUUUUAGACUUGUCAAUAUGUGUUGACGAAAAUGAGAUUUAAAUGGUUUUUCAACUGAGUCAAUAAAUUCUCUGUUUUAAAAUAUAUA
Ziziphus jujuba (common jujube) is the source of this 3088-nucleotide messenger RNA. Its product is annotated as G-type lectin S-receptor-like serine/threonine-protein kinase LECRK3. The record is from RefSeq and is a predicted model, not a curated record. NCBI's taxonomy places the organism in Eukaryota, Viridiplantae, Streptophyta, Magnoliopsida, Rosales, Rhamnaceae. Gene Ontology annotation, molecular function: protein serine/threonine kinase activity; ATP binding. Gene Ontology annotation, biological process: protein phosphorylation; recognition of pollen. The transcript has a single exon. Bases 428 to 2842 code for a protein of 804 amino acids.